AUGGCUAGAACUCAGUGCCCGUUGCCUGCUCUAUGGCUCUUGGGAUGGACACACCUGCUUUUGGUGCCCGGUGGUAUUCCCCCUGCCUGGGCCCUGAACCUGGAUCCUGCAUGGCCAACCCUCUACGUUGGCCCCAAUGGCAGCCACUUUGGAUUUGCUUUGGAUUUUUACCAGGAUGGCUAUGGAGGCAUUGGCAUUGUGGUGGGAGCCCCACAGGCUGUAGGCCUCCAGGGGGAAGAGACUGGAGGUGUGUUCCUGUGUCCCUGGGCAGCCCAGGGCAGUUCCUGCAGCCCCCUGACCUUUGAUCUCAAGGAUCAAACCAGCAAGGUGGGGCCCGUCACCUUCAAAACCUUCAAGACCAAACAGGGCCUUGGUGCAUCCGUUGUCAGUUGGAAGGACAACAUUGUGGCGUGCGCUCCCUGGCAGCACUGGAAUGCGCUGGAGCUGACCGAGGAGGCCGGACAGACGCCUGUUGGGAGUUGUUACGUGGCCCAGCCCAAGAGCGGCCGUCGGGCAGAGUACGCUCCGUGCCGAGAGAAUGCCAUGAAUCAGCUCUACUUGGGGAACUAUCGCCGAGACUUGCGCUACUGUGAAGUAGGGUUCAGUUCCACCAUCACCCAGUCUGGAGAGCUGGUCCUGGGGGCUCCUGGAGGCUACUAUUUCAUAGGUCUGCUAGCCCGGGCUCAGCUUUCUGACAUCGUGUCCAGCUACACCCCAUCUGCCCUUCUCUGGACUGUGCCCUCCCAGCGCCUGAGCAAGGACGUCUUUGAGUCUGAGCACCGGGACGCCUACAGGGGGUACUCUGUGGCUGUAGGAGAAUUUAAUGAAAACCCUAAAGAUACAGAAUAUGUACUGGGUGUCCCCAACUGGAGCACAACGCUUGGAGCGGUGGAAAUUUUUUACCAGAACCACAGCAUCCUACAGUUGCUUCAAGGAGAGCAGGUUGCUUCAUAUUUUGGGCAUACAGUGGCCGUGACCGACAUCAACAGGGAUGGGAGAGAUGACCUACUGGUAGGUGCCCCACUCUUCAUGGAGCAUAGAGCCAACCGAAAGUUGGCAGAAGUAGGACGUGUAUACAUCUAUCUGCAACUGCGAACCCCACACACCCUGAGCAACCCCAAGCAUCUGACUGGCACAGAAUUAUAUGGGCGUUUUGGCUCAGCUAUUGCUCCUCUUGGUGAUCUGGACCAGGAUGGGUACAAUGAUGUAGCAGUAGGGGCCCCAUUUGGAGGCUCCAAUGGACAGGGCCGAGUGUUCAUAUUCCGGGGGCAGGAUGAAGGUCUGAGCCCACGCCCAUCCCAGGUUCUAGAUAGCCCUUUCCACCAAGGUUCCGGUUUUGGCUUUGCCCUGAAAGGGGCCACUGACAUCGAUGCCAAUGGAUACCCAGACCUGCUGGUGGGGGCAUUUGGAGCCAACCAAGUGGCUGUAUACAGGGCUCAGCCUGUGGUGUGGGCCACCGUCCAAUUACUGGUGCCAGAGGUACUGAACCCAGCUGUGAAGAACUGUGUCCUCCCUGACCCAAAGUCCGCGGUUUCAGUCAGCUGUUUCAAUAUCCAGUUGUGUAUCAGCAUCACUGGGCACAGAAUCCCAAAGAAGCUUCGUAUAAAUGCUGAGCUGCAGCUGGACCGGCUGAAACCACGACAGGGUCGGCGGGUGCUAUUGCUGGGCUCUCUGCAAUCAAGCACCACUCUAGAAUUAGAACUAAGCAGUGGACAUACCCCUAUUUGCCACAACAUCGAGGCCUUCUUGCGGGAUGAGGCUGAAUUCCGGGACAAACUGAGCCCCAUCAUGCUCAGCCUUAAUGUGUCCCUCAAGAAUGAGGGGGCUGGAGGUCCCCUGCCCCUUGUACUGAAUGGAGACACUCACGUACAGGAACAGACUCGCAUCGUACUGGACUGUGGGGAAGAUGAUGUAUGUGUGCCCCAGUUACAACUCACUGCCAACGUGAAAGGUUCUCCCCUCCUAAUUGGGGCAGACAAUGUGCUGGAGCUGCAAGUGAACACCUCCAACGAGGGGGAGGGCGCCUACGAGGCCGAGCUGGCGGUCCACCUUCCCCCGGGUGCCCAUUUCAUGCAGGCACUGAGUGAUGUCAAGAACUUUGAGAAACUACUUUGUAUCCAGAAGAAAGAGAAUGAGAGUCAGAUAGUGCUGUGUGAAUUGGGCAACCCAAUGAAGAAGGAUACCAGGAUGAGAAUCCUGAUGCUGGUGAGUGUAGGAAACCUGGAGGAAGCUGGGGCCAGUGUCUCCUUCAUGCUGCAGAUUAAGAGUAAGAACAGUCAAAAUCCCAACAGUGAAGCCCUUCAAAUAGAAGUGCCCGUUAGGGCCAAAGCCCAUGUGGAGCUGUUUGGGAACUCUUUCCCAGCUUCCUUGGUGCUCUCUUCACUCCAUGAGGGGACCCUGGUGAAUGAAUACUCAAGAAAUGUAGAGAAUAUUAAAUUCAAGAUAGAAGAUGCUGCCAAGGUGGAACAUGCAUUUGAGCUCCACAACCAGGGUCCAGGGACAGUGACUGGACUUCAGCUUUGGAUAGACUUCCCUAGCCGUUCCCUGUUUGAUGACGUGCUCUAUGUGCUGGAUGUUCAGGCCCAAGGAGGCCUCCAGUGCUCUGUUCAACCUCCGCCCAAUCCCUUCAAUCUGACAGUUGGGCCACCUACCCCUGUUCCCAGCUCCACCCCCACUCCCCAUUUCCAACAUGAACGAGAGAAGAGGGAAGCUCUUACUCCAGAACAUCUAGGGGAGCUCCAAGAACCAAAACUCUGGAAUUGCAGCACUUGGCACUGCACCUCGGUGUCGUGUGAGCUGAAGCAGAUGGAGCGAGGCCAGCGGGUCAUGGUCACCAUAUCCACCAUUCUAUGGAUGCCUGGCCUCCUGGAGAGGUCCCUGGACCAGUUUGUCCUGCAGUCUAAAGCCUGGUUCAACGUCUCUGGGCUGCCUUACAAUGUGCCUGCUGAGAGCCUGCCUCAUGGAAAUGUUGUGGUGGAGACCAGGCUGCUUCAGGUAUCUCUGGAAGAAAGGGAGAUUCCCACCUGGUGGGUGGCCGUGGGUGUGAUAUGUGGUCUCCUGCUGCUGGCCUUGCUCAUCCUUGUAAUGUGGAAGGUUGGCUUCUUCAAAAGGAAUCGCCCACCCCUAGAAGAAGAGGAAGAAGACGAGUAAAUGAAUACUUCCUCUCCUCCCUCUUUCAUACUUUACAGUUGGAUUUGCUGCCCUCUUUGCCCUUCCCAUUCUCCAUUGGCUGGAUCCACCUGCCUCUGAUCCCUAAAGUCACUCUUUGGGUAUGUGGAGGGUGGAAGAAGGAAGGCAGGAUUGAGCCUGGCCAGACAAGCCCUCCCAAAUCCAGGCUUCUCUUGCUGCCCUCCCUGGGCAUGGAUCUUUUGGUUCUGUCAUAAUUCCCAGAAAAAUGAACCCUAAUAAAUGAAUCUGAU
This is a messenger RNA of Gracilinanus agilis (Agile Gracile Mouse Opossum), 3419 nucleotides long. It is a transcript of the gene ITGA2B, whose product is annotated as integrin subunit alpha 2b. Gene Ontology annotation, molecular function: integrin binding. Lineage: Eukaryota; Metazoa; Chordata; Mammalia; Didelphimorphia; Didelphidae. Gene Ontology annotation, biological process: cell-cell adhesion; angiogenesis; integrin-mediated signaling pathway. The coding region runs from base 1 to 3150 and encodes 1049 amino acids. The record is from RefSeq and is a predicted model, not a curated record. The transcript has 30 exons. Gene Ontology annotation, cellular component: integrin complex; external side of plasma membrane.